Rhododendron vialii is the source of this 903-nucleotide messenger RNA. RefSeq lists its product as uncharacterized. NCBI's taxonomy places the organism in Eukaryota, Viridiplantae, Streptophyta, Magnoliopsida, Ericales, Ericaceae. The transcript has a single exon. The record is from RefSeq and is a predicted model, not a curated record. The coding region runs from base 1 to 903 and encodes 300 amino acids.
AUGAUAUCCAUCACCAUUGGGGGCAAGGUCGUGGAAAAAGCUCUCCUUGAUUUCGGCGCAAGUGUUAAUCUCUUACUGUUCUCGGUGUAUGAGCAACUUGGUUUGGGGGAAAUGAAGCCAACUCGGGUAACUUUGCAAUUGGCGGAUAGGAGUAUCCAAGUUCCAAAGGGGAUGGUGGAAGAUGUGCUUGUUCAAGUCGACCAAUUUGUGUACCCGGUUGACUUCGUGGUUUUAGACACAUGUCCAGUGCUGGCGGCUCAGGCUUUCGUUCCAGUUAUUCUCGGGCGACCAUUUUUAGCAACAUCCGAUGCCAUGAUCCACUGCUGGGAUGGUCGACUUAACAUGAGUUUUGGUAACAUGAAGAUGCAAGUCAACAUGUUCCACAUAGGGAGCCAAAUGGGAGAUGACGAUGAUGUAUGCGGGGUUAGCAUGAUUGAUUCACUUGUUCAAGACCAUGUCGAUGAGUUCAUUUGCAAGGAUGAGUUGGAAUUAGCAAUUACGUCUGAAGAGGCCGAUUUUCUAGAUUCCCCCGAGGUUGCGUAUUUUUGCUCCUUGCUAGAUGAGGAGGAAGCGUGUGGCAUAACCCCGUGGAUUCCAAAAUUUGAGGAAUUACCUCCGAUUGAGAAGCGAGCUGUUCCAUCUUGUGUGGAACACCCGACGCUCGAACUAAAACCACUACCGGAUACACUCAAGUAUGUUUAUCUUGGCGAUAGCCAAACAUACCCGGUGGUGAUCUCUUCCAGCUUAAGCGAACUUCAAGAGUUUGAAUUGCUAGCUUUGUUAAGGAAGCAUUCAAAGGCUAUUGGGUGGUCCAUAGCCAAUAUCAAAGGCAUCAAUGCAUCCCUUUGCUCUCAUAACAUUUACAUGGAGGAUGAUGUCAAGCCAUCAUGCCAACCUCAAUGA